Molecule: messenger RNA, 651 nt
Organism: Marasmius oreades (fairy-ring Marasmius)
Lineage: Eukaryota; Fungi; Basidiomycota; Agaricomycetes; Agaricales; Marasmiaceae
Exons: 5
Coding region: 1-651 (216 amino acids)
Biological process (GO): response to oxidative stress
Molecular function (GO): glutathione peroxidase activity
Source: RefSeq, a predicted model, not a curated record
AUGAUCACGCCAUGGCCUGUUCAGCGAUGCAUCAGCAAUCAGCUUUUGCGAAUUAAUCGAGCUCCUUAUCGACCUUGCUACCAUCACCUUCGUCCAAGUCUCUCGACUCUCAGCGGGCUCCGUUAUCGCUUGCUUCAUAAUAUCAUGUCCCAAUCUGGAUUUUACUCUCUCAAAGCUACGCUACCCAACAACCAAACUUACGACUUUGCAGACCUGAAAGGAAAAGUCGUCCUCAUCGUUAACACCGCUUCACAAUGUGGUUUUACUCCUCAAUACAAAGGUCUACAGGAGCUCCACGAGAAAUAUAAAGAUAAAGGACUUGUCGUUUUGGGUUUUCCAUGCAACCAGUUCGGUGGACAAGAACCGCUUGACGACGCAGGCGUAGCAGAAUUUUGCACCGUAAACCAUGGAGUCACGUUCCCCUUGAUGAAAAAGUCGGAUGUUAACGGAGACAACACGAAUGAAGUGUUCAAAUGGUUGAAAACCGAAAAGUCUGGUAUCUUGGGUUUAGCCAGGGUAAAGUGGAACUUUGAAAAGUUUUUGAUCGACAAGGAGGGCAAGGUCGUGAAUCGCUGGGCGUCAACCACAACGCCGGUCGCUAUUGAUGCGGAAAUUGCUAAGCUCACCCAUUCUACGCCAGAGAAACUGUGA